This is a messenger RNA of Lactuca saligna, 558 nucleotides long. NCBI's taxonomy places the organism in Eukaryota, Viridiplantae, Streptophyta, Magnoliopsida, Asterales, Asteraceae. The record is from the annotation of a GenBank genome assembly.
AUGGCACGAAAUGAUGGGAAACCCGUCCCCCUAGGUCAUUGUACCUACUACGAAGGGAUGCAUGACUACCGCCCUGGGCGCGUACCGGAGAAUGUGUGGCGACAUAAGUGGAGAAAGAAUUCAAAAAUUACUCAGCAGAACCGCAAAGUCGCAGAUGCCAAUGGGUCGACAGCUAGGCACACCGCGGGUAGUAUAGGAUUUGACGAGCACCGUAACAACUUAGAAAAGAUGAUGGGUAAACCACCCACACAAUUUGAUGUUUUCAUGAAGACGCAUGGCACAGCUGAGGCGAAAAAAAGAUAUUUUGCGGGAGAUCAUGAAAAUCUCGAAUAUUGCUCACUAACUGCCAAAGAAGCACAAGAGAUGUAUCUACAGGAGAUGGUAAAAAAACACGGAGAAGACUCUUCAAACCAUAAAGAUGAUGCGAGGGUAUGGGAGGAAAUUCAACUUAGGAGAAAAGGAAAGAAUAAGGGUGAUAUCUAUGGCAUAGGAUCGAGCAUCAGAUAUACAUUUUGUGAUUACUGGGACACCGUCUUCCCAAUCCACCCAAUCGGAUAG